Anopheles funestus (African malaria mosquito) is the source of this 2371-nucleotide messenger RNA. RefSeq lists its product as uncharacterized. The record is from RefSeq and is a predicted model, not a curated record. Lineage: Eukaryota; Metazoa; Arthropoda; Insecta; Diptera; Culicidae. Bases 190 to 2112 code for a protein of 640 amino acids. The transcript has 4 exons.
UACGAUCAACGAAUGUGCCAUUUUAAUGGUUUGUUGUUAUAUGCGCACGGUUUUGUCCCUUGGCAGCGAACGUGCCGUGCUGGAACGUUUAAAUUUCAUUUUUAAGCGUAUGGUGGGUUGUAAUAAAGCUUGUAGGGAUAACAAAAGUGUUUAAAAGCAUCAAUUACAACGCAACCUUAUAUAGGGAUAAUGACGUCCAGAGUGUUGCUGCUUCUCGGCUUAUUAGGCCUUAUAUUACUAAUGCUAGCUGGUUGCGAUUGGAUAAGUCGAUGGGUUGCAGAAUGGAUGUACCGAACGAGUAUCAUCUCUUGGAUUUUGUCAUUUGGCCCAAAUUACAUGUUCUAUUUUGUGGUCGCUACAGUACAAUCAGUUCUGCUAAAUUGGGUAUUUCCAAGCCUUUUGUAUGCAGUAUUACACAUCAAGGUGCAACGUAUGACACUUACUGGUCCGAUCUAUUCUACAUCUAAACUAGAGCUUACGUUUCAAAGUUUUGAAUACUCUAGUCAGGGCAUCUGUAUUCAAAUCAGUAUACUGUGCAUUGAGAUGGAUAUAUUUCCAAUCAGUACCGAAUCACCAUGUAUCUAUAUCUGUAACCCGAAAGUUACCAUUAAUUUCACCAAAGGAACGCAUAAUCGGACGAAAAACGGUUUACCCACAAAUGAUCCUGAAACAACCGCACCGACACAUUUGGAGACGUUUCCAAAUUACUUACAACGUAAAUUGUUACAGUUUUUCUUACGGCGUGUGGAUUUUUCCUUUACAAAUGGCAUUGUGCAAGUUAUCGAUAAGUCACGCCAAUUUCAACUUAAUGUCAAUUUAAACUUCGAGAAAAUUUGGUAUGACAAAUUUAUUGAAUCAAAACUUUUAGUAAUCGGGCUAUGGGCAAGUAUUGAUUUGGUAGAUGCGUUUCGAAAGGCAAACUUUGGUUGCGAAUCUUGCAAAAUUACUUUCUCCAAUUUUCGUAAACGUAGCCAACCGUACAGUGAUAAACUUAUGAACAUACUGUUUGAUCGUCAGCAUUUGGAUUUCAACCUAGAAUUUGUGGAUGCUAGUUUUCACCUAGGGCGCUAUAGAUCAAAAGAAUUUAAAUAUGAGCCUGGUGAUUCAUUUUACGUAAACAUGAUCAAUAUUAAGCUAGUCAACUUUCUAACGGGAACCCAGGAAAAAGGAAAGCUUGAUAUCACUGCGGCGAAACCCGUAUACCUAAGCUAUAACCCUGGAGCAGCAAAAUUCAUUGUAUCGUUUUCUCGCUAUAUGGCUCAAUACCGUUCAACCAAUACAAACCAUCGUGCCAAUGUGGCACCCAUGCCGAUCACUCAGCAAACAUUUCCGGCAGCGUUAAAUAUGAUGAUAGAGGUCACUUUGUGCAGAGUAUCGUUUAUGCUAUGGAACGAGAACAUAUCCUGUUUGUGGAUAUAUUGUGCGGAGCUUAGUAUGAUCAAAUCGCUUGGUGAAACAAAAAUUAAAAUAUCUGACAUGGGCCUGCAAAUGGGAGAUUACCGUAAAGUUGAAAAUUUCACUGGGAUUGGAGAGGAUUUUUUCAGUAUCGAUUCAGAGGAAAACAAUGAAAAAUUAGCAAUUAACGAAAUCAUAAUCAGGCAUGUGAAUCCUCAUGAAGACCACCAGCGUUUGUUCAUUAAUUUGAAGAAUGCUACCAUCACAUGCGAUACGGAUGGUAUAGAUAUAUGGAAACACAUUGGGCAAAUGGUCAAGGAAAUGAGGCAACUCUCAACAGAACUAACCCCACAGAUGCGACCAUUUCCUCUGGCAAGAAGAUCUGCACCGGUUUGUGAAAUACUUGUCAACACUAUUAGGGGUUCAGUUCUUCUGUUCAAAAUACCCACCAUAAAGAUAAAGGUCAAUUACAUGAAAGCUGUUAUCGACAGAAAUAGGCUCGUAAAUGUAUAUGAUGCUGUUAUAACCGUUGCCGUUGCAGCCGACAUCGAGCACAAAUUUCUUUGCUUUGAAUCGCAGGACAAUGAUGGAUGGACAAUUGAUAUUAAUAAUGAAGGUAAAUUGCAACUGAAUAUAGCUACACUGGGCAGGCUGGUAUUCCAUGGACUUGUGCCAGUACAAAAAUUGAAGGAGUUUAUUGAAAUUAUAUUUAGCUAAUUCGACAACAAAGUGUGUAUCUUGCAAUUAUCUCAUUUGUGUACGAUAUGCUAAUAUCUUCCCUAGACAUUAAUUGGUUUAACUUUUAAUUUUUAACCGUUCUAAAGUAAAUAAAAAAAUCUGCGAUCCGACGGGCGAUGUAUCAAUCAAAGAGGGAUUAAUUUGUAAUGAAUUGUAUGAAAUGUUUGUUGAAAAGAUUUGAUGUGAUGAUUUUUUUAAAUCAUGAAUAUUUAAAUCAGACAAUGUACAAAUAAACAAA